This is a messenger RNA of Nyctereutes procyonoides (raccoon dog), 1904 nucleotides long. RefSeq names its product nucleic acid binding protein 1 (gene NABP1). Gene Ontology annotation, biological process: response to ionizing radiation; double-strand break repair via homologous recombination; mitotic cell cycle checkpoint signaling. The transcript has 6 exons. The record is from RefSeq and is a predicted model, not a curated record. Lineage: Eukaryota; Metazoa; Chordata; Mammalia; Carnivora; Canidae. Bases 64 to 678 code for a protein of 204 amino acids. Gene Ontology annotation, molecular function: DNA binding. Gene Ontology annotation, cellular component: SOSS complex.
CCCGGAGGGGAGCCCUGUCCCGCCCCCGCCCCCGCCCGCAGCCGCGGCCGCACCUGCCUCGAUAUGAAUGGGGUCAGCGACCCACCUCUCUUUAUAAAAGACAUUAAGCCCGGACUGAAAAACUUAAAUGUCGUCUUUAUUGUCCUGGAGAUAGGACGCGUGACCAAAACCAAAGACGGCCACGAAGUGAGAUCCUGCAAAGUAGCAGAUAAAACGGGCAGCAUCACGAUCUCCGUGUGGGAUGAGAUCGGAGGGCUCAUACAGCCGGGGGAUAUUAUUCGGUUGACCAGAGGGUAUGCAUCCAUGUGGAAAGGGUGUUUGACACUUUAUACUGGAAGGGGUGGAGAACUUCAGAAAAUUGGGGAAUUUUGUAUGGUUUAUUCAGAAGUGCCAAAUUUCAGUGAACCCAACCCAGACUAUCGAGGACAACAGAGCAGAGGGGCACACAAUGAACAGAAGAGUAAUUCCAUGAAUAAUAAUAUGGGUACAGGUACAUUUGGACCAGUGGGAAAUGGGGUUCAAAGUGGCCCAGAAUCAAGGGGAUGCCAAUUUUCAUAUGCUGGUAGAAGCAAUGGCCGGGGACCUACAAAUCCACAGCUACAAGGAACUGCUAAUAAUCAGACAGUCAUGACCACAAUAAGUAAUGGCAGGGACCCUCGGAGAGCCUUUAAAAGAUGACCUAUGCCAAAUAUUCACAUGUAGUUUUUAAACUACGUGCCCUACUUGAACACUUAUUGCACUUUUAUUUAUCGUUAACUGUGAAAACUAUGUCCUUUAUCAGUUUCCUUUUUGUUUUUCAUUUGUUAACAAGAGUGGUUUGUUUUUAUAGCAAAACUGUUAAGCUGCUCAAGUCUCCUGUUGAAGAAUUUGAAGAAUGGGAACACUCUGAAAAGUAGGGGCAUUUAUUUUUAGAGCAAAAAGAUCCGUGGUUAUCCUCUAAAAAACAUGCACCCAUUUCAUGGGUGAGUUCCUUAAGACGUCAGCAUUAUAGCCUCUAUGAGUCUAUUUUCCGUAUACAUUUUGUAAUAUUUAAAAUAAGGCUUAGUGGGAGAUGUUCUUUCGUCUUAAAUUCAGGUAUUGCCAACUAAAGCAAUAACCACCAACAAAACCCACAAAAACCCAGUCAAUGCUAACAGCAGUUUUUGAGUGUUUGUGACUCCAGGAGUGACCGACUUCUUCAUUGAUUGAAUGACUGCCAUUAAGAUUUUCCAAGGACUGAAUCAUUCUAAACUCUUGUUUUAUUACCAAAAAUAUAUAUAUAUAUAUUCUUUAUCAGAAUUACGGAAUAGAAUGAGAACUGUAUUAUAACACGUAAUUUUUAUAAGAAAGCUGCAUUUAUUUUAGGGUAGUCCUGUUAAUAUUUGUUAGCAACUUUGUGCAUUACACUGAAGGGAAGUUUAAAACUGAGGCCUUGAAUAUUUAUUUUUUGAAACUACCGUGUCAAAUAUUAACAUAUAAUUUGAGGGAGUUAAAAAGUCAUAAUAAACAUUGAUCUGAUUAUUUAAAAAAAAAAAAAACAUGGUAGCUAAAGAUGAAGGCAAUUCAAAUUGAAUUCAUGUAGAAAAUAUGCAGUCUUAAAGUUAGAGUCCUGGGUACUCGCAGAAACACAUCCUGGAGUGAAAAUCCUAGGUACUUAACCUUAUUUGAAGAGUGUCUGUAUGUAUGUGCGUGUUGUCAAAGUUUCUGAACACAAUUCACAAAGCCUUAUCAGCAAAAGUUAAAUGGCUCUCUCUAAGAAGUGAAUACAGCUUUAUUCAGAAAUGUAAAGGUAGAGUUUAUUUAUGUGUUGUAAAUGGUCCCCAGUUCCACUUUUUACUGCAGAGUGGAAAAGUGGUAAAUUUUUCCUUUGUUAAAAACUCAGUCCUUCAAUAUUAUCUCUUGAAUAAAACUUGCAUUAAUGUUAA